GAUAUUAGCAGAAGUGUCUAGAAAGUUCUGACAUGACAGUAUAAAAAAGUCAGUGUGUCAGUGAGCAGCCGGAGGGUUAGGAGCUGCCAGUAAAGCAGCAGCAGCAGCAGGGCAGUAGCAGAGGGAGUCCUGUCCUGCCACUGGAACGCAGACACACCGACAGGGGCACAGAGGAAGGAAAGAGAGACCUGAGGAGAAGACAGCAAAGUCAGCAGACAGAACGCUCCCUGGGUUAUGCAAGACCCAACUUACGCAAAAAGAUCCAUAAGGCAUAAAUAAAAUUUGCGAGUUGUGGAAAAUAUUGCAUAGCAUACGGAAACACAAAGUACUGUAGUGCGGAGGAAUACAGCGGUAGCAUCUCCUACAAGGAAAGGCUUUGCGCUCUCACAGCCUGUCAGUCUCGUGUCUUUUCAGUGAUACUGUAUUUCUGUUAUUUCACCCUAUUAUUUCAUUUAAAUCAUGCCUGGAAAGCGACCAAGUGAUAGCAAGAGUGCAGGACCAGUUCGUAAGCGAAAGAAGAUUGAUUUAGAGCAGAAAAUGAAAAUAGUGAAAAAGUAUGAAGGCGGACAAAGCCUGUCGUCAAUUGCUCGUGAACUCGAUUUGGCUACCUCAACAGUGAAAAGUAUUUUGAAUGAUAGUGCACGCAUAAAAGAGCAUGUGAAAGGCUCUGCUCCUUUAAAAUCAACAGUCAUAGCGAAGCAGCGUUCUGGUGCUAUCUAUGAAAUGGAAAAGUUAUUAACAAUGUGGAUGGAAGAUCAGAUUCAAAAACGUGUGCCGCUUAGCCUAAUGAUUAUUCAAGCAAAGGCUAAAAGUAUUUUCGAAGACGUAAAGGGAAAAUACAGUGAUCCUAAUGCAAAGUUUGUGGCUAGUCCUGGGUGGUUUAAUAGAUUUAAACAACGUGCAAAUUUUCACAAUAUAAAAGUGAGUGAUGAGGCUGCUAGUGCUGAUACAAAAGCAGCUGAAAAGUAUCCCAAAGUGUUACAAAAACUUACAGAAGAAUGUGGUUAUACAGCACAGCAAAUCUUUAACGUCGACGAAACUGGAUUGUUUUGGAAAAAAAUGCCAGACAGAACAUACAUUUCAAAAGAGGAAAAGACGAUGAAAGGGUUUAAGGCUGCAAAAGAUAGGCUAACACUUUUGCUUGGGGGUAAUGCAGCUGGAGAUUGCAAACUGAAACCGUUGCUUGUUUAUCAUUCAGAAAAUCCCCAUGCGUUUAAAGGCAUUAGCAAAGCUACCCUUCCAGUUCAUUUCCGUUCAAAUCGAAAGGCUUGGAUCACAACGGCACUUUUCGAAGAUUGGUUUAUAAAUUUGUUUAUCCCGGAAGUGGAAAAAUUCUGCAGAGAAAACGACAUCCCAUUCAAGAUUAUGCUUAUCAUCGAUAAUGCUCCUGGACAUCCCGCACAUUUAGAUGACUUUCACCCUAAUGUAAAAGUCGUGUUUCUACCUCCUAACACAACUUCGAUCCUACAGCCCCUGGAUCAGGGGGUCAUUGCUAAUUUUAAAGCCUAUUAUCUACGAAGAACAUUUGCACAGGCAGUAAAAGCAACUGACAGAGAGUCUGGCAAGACUUUACGUGAUUUUUGGAAAUCAUAUAACAUUUACCAAGCCAUCAUAAACAUUGCUAAGGCCUGGGCAGAGGUUACCCAAGUUUGUUUGAAUGCCGUAUGGAAGAAAGCUUGCCCACAGUUUGUACACAGCGUUAAAGCUUUUGAAAAAGACGAAACAUAUGAGGAGGUGGCAGAUGAAAUUGUGAAGCUUGCCGAGCAGCUUGAGCUGGAAGUUGAUGUUGGUGAUGUGGAUGAGCUUAUCGAAUCCCAUGGAGCUGAAUUAUCAAAUGAGGAUCUUAUAGAAUUAGAAGCAGCAAAAGUAAAAGAACAGACUGAAGCUGAGGAUGAAGUUGAAGUAGAAGAGCCACGACACUUCAACACCAAGGAGAUGGCACUUGCAUUUCGUGAGAUUGACUCUGCACUGGCAAAGUUUGAGAAGAUGGACCCCAAUUCCUCACGAUUCUUGAAAGUGAACAGAGGCAUUGACGAAACGCUGGCCUGUUACAGACUGAUAUAUGAAGAGAAGAAAAAGGCCACCAUCGAGUCAUCUCUUGAUAAGUUUGUAAGGAAGAUUGAAAGGCCUGCAACGUCCACAUCUCCACAGCCUUCCACCUCCAAAGCCCCCUCUGACGACCCCGAUGAUGUAAUGUCUGUCUCCUCCUCUCCUUCCUCAUCUACAAAUUAAGCCCACUGUCAUCCACCACCAAAAUGCAGCCUUCAGCGUGCCAGGAUAACAAUAGG
This is a messenger RNA of Mauremys reevesii (Reeves's turtle), 2288 nucleotides long. RefSeq names its product tigger transposable element-derived protein 1-like. Gene Ontology annotation, cellular component: nucleus. Gene Ontology annotation, molecular function: DNA binding. The transcript has 2 exons. NCBI's taxonomy places the organism in Eukaryota, Metazoa, Chordata, Testudines, Geoemydidae. The coding region runs from base 460 to 2232 and encodes 590 amino acids. The record is from RefSeq and is a predicted model, not a curated record.